Messenger RNA from Truncatella angustata, 956 nucleotides. RefSeq names its product kinase-like domain-containing protein. Gene Ontology annotation, molecular function: ATP binding; protein kinase activity. Gene Ontology annotation, biological process: regulation of mRNA processing; protein phosphorylation; spliceosomal complex assembly. The transcript is spliced from 2 exons. NCBI's taxonomy places the organism in Eukaryota, Fungi, Ascomycota, Sordariomycetes, Amphisphaeriales, Sporocadaceae. The record is from RefSeq and is a predicted model, not a curated record. The coding region runs from base 1 to 735 and encodes 244 amino acids.
AUGAGGCGGAACUUGGAAAUCUUUCAAAUCAUUAUUCCAGAGAAUUUCGCUUGCUUGAAAAAGGAUCUCAAGGAUACAAGCUCGCCCAACGAAGAAUAUUUACUGGCACCCCCACGUUUACCACGACUACCAGCACGAAAACAUCGAAGGGUCGACAUCGCCGAAGAGGUAGAGUUCAUAGAGCACUACAAGCCGGGCGGGUACCACCCCGUCGAACUUUUUGACGUCCUUGAUGGCAGAUUUGAAGUCAUUUCGAAACUGGGACAAGGCGGCAUUUCUACAGCUUGGCUGUGUUACGAGCUCAAGACGAAACAAUGGAAGGCGAUGAAGAUCAAUGCAGCAAGUCAUUCGUCCCCGAAAUGCUCAGACCUGAGAGUUUUGGAACUCUUCCGAGAACGCUUGGUUGAUUCUUCUGAGCUCAUGAAAAAUCACAUUUGUGUCGCUACCGAUACAUUCUGGAUCGACAGACCUAAUGGCCGACAUCUCUGCUCGGUGCUACCUGUGCUUGGGCCAACCUUGGAAGAUUUGAGACUGGAAUUAGCGACUCUGACGGAGUCUAAACGAAUAAAGAGUGCUUGCUCUCAGAUGGCGAAAGGACUCGACUUUCUUCAUCGCCACAGCGUCUGCCACGGCGGUUUCCGACCUCAGAAUGUGCUCAUGCAAUUGAAAGAAGGAGUAUUGAACCAAAUUAGCAAGGAGAAUAUGAUCGAACAGUUAAAAAAGAAAGAGUUAUGACUGUUGACGGACUCGCAACCAGCAACUGCCCGGCGUUUGUGGUCGCCCGGACACCCGCUGCCCAAUGGGAGAAGCGCCAUUAUCAUCGUGGUAUGGUUUCCUACCGACUCCCCAAGCUAAGCGAUAUAGUAGUCACGUCAGGAACCAACAAUUUGAUUGGUUCAGAUAUGGAGAAUCUUAACAUAGAAGCGUAUGUGUUUGGCAACAAUAAAAGACGAGAG